AAUGUAGUUUUAUCAUUGAAAGACCUAUUUCAAGUUGUCUUUGAUAUGAAGACAAAAGAAGUAGAAGAAGUGAAAAGACAGUCUUCUGAUACUGUUCUGUAUUUGAAGCCAAUGUAUGAUGAUGAGCCACCUGAUGAAAAUGUCGCAGAAGAAACACAUGAGACAGUGCCUGCCACUCAGAAUGGUGAAGUAUCAAAAGAAGAGACAAUUGAAGCAUUACCAACACUAGGAAACACAGUUACAUUUGAACAGGAGGAAACUACAGGAGGCGGAAAUUUAGUGGAAUUAGAAAACGAACUGAAGAAUAUUCAGAUGGGCAUUGAUGCAAUGGAGGCAUUUGGAGACCCAUUUUCAGCUGGAGGUACUACGCCAGAUGGAACCCGAUCAGCCAACAAGACCCCUAAUCCAUUUGAACCAGCUGAUCCAUUCAAUAUGGGUGGCAGUAGUGACUUUUUCUCACCCCAGUCUGAUAGUUCAGGAUUUAGCUCUCCACCUAUCAAUCAGAGUUCUGCGAUGUCAUCGCCAAGUCAGGAUUUGUUCAAUCCAUUCCAAUCACAGCCUGGUACCACAUCAACUACAACUAAUCUGUUUGCUGCACAGUCUGUGCCCCAGCAACAACAACAGCAACAGCCUAUUGCAUAUGGACAAAUGGGUUAUGGCAAUAUGGGUCAAAUGGGUGCUCCAAUGGGUGGUAACACCAUGGCAGCUCCAAUGGGUGGCAAUCCCAUGAUAGGGACACAGAUGGCGACUAACAUGGCACUCAAUGCACCUACCAGCUACAGUAUGGGUAGUGCUAUGGGUGGUGGUUAUGGUGGCAUGUCAUCCCACUCUCAGAGUUAUGUUCCUCCACCAACACAACCAGUAAAACCAAAGGCAGAUCCAUUUGGCGAUUUGGACAUCUUGGGCAAAUCAGACUCUGGAGUCAGUGAUGUGUUUGCGAGUCUUGGAGCUCGUCCAGCCAGGGCACCUCCCCCUGUACCAGGCAAAUCGACAGCGGCUGCACCACCAGUGUCAACACCAAGGACUAAUGUUGGUCAGCAACCUCCGGUUGAUUUAUUUGGCUCUAAUAUGAUGACUAGCCCAUCGGGUAAUGAUGACUUUAAUUUACCUUCACCAGAUAUGCCUCCACCAUUGCCUCCAAGAGCCACCCCAGCUGCUGUUAAUAUGUCAUCAGAGCUUAAUAAUCAACCUCAUGUUCCACCGUUUGUUCCGCCAAGGUUACAUGGUGAUAAUGACCUGGGAAUUAAGGAUAACGUCACACAUCCCAUACCCAUCCCAUCUCGGAUAGAUAACCAACAUACAAACCAACAACAACCACCACAAAACAGGACUGAAACUUGUGAAUCUUCCGGUUCAGCGGCAGCUCACUUUCCAAACACUUUUAGCUUACAGGAAUCCAGUGCUUCCUCUAAUCCUUCUUCCCUUUCUUCCAGUGCAUGUGACUCCAUAAACAAUAAAACCCUUUCUUUUAGUAGUUGCACGACUAACAGCACGAGCAUGACUCAGUCAACACAAUCUACGUCGCUUCCUAUUAAUACUCUCUUUGAUCAGCAUGUUUUGCUUUCUAGCUCCAACCCUCAUGCAGACACUAACCUGUCUUCCAGCGUUCCCAGUGCAUGCAAUAACAUUGCCAAUUUAUUUCCACAAAAUGAUCUUUUUAAUACUGUAACAUUUACCACUGCCGCUAACACCACUAAUGAUGUUUUGCUACCUGUUCACGAAGAUCCUUUUGCAGACGACCCAUUUACAGCUGAGUCGCCGACCACAAGUAAAAUUAUUGUAAUGGACUCAUCUCCAGUCAACCAUAUUUCAUCAUCAUCAUCUUCAUCAUCACCACCAUUAUCUUCAUCAACUGGGAAUCCAUUUGUGCCAGCAGAAGGCGCUGUUUCUAAACCUGAUCCCUUCUCUGUAGGAGGACUAACAGGUGGUACUUCCGGCAGCUCCAAUGCAUUCGCAGAUCAGCCAUUUGAUGCAUUUGAUUUUGGUGGUGGAACAGCUGCACCUCCAAGUAAAACGGCUCCUGCGCAGUCGAGCACAUUCGAUAAUCUGGACCUGUUUGGUGGUCCCGCUGCUGAGGAACCGCUGUAUGCUACAGUCAACAAGCCUAAACAGUAAAUUACAAAUUAAUUCAAGACAAUUCUUAUCACAAGUAGAAACAAUUAAGACGGCAUUUUAUAUUUUUAGCAAACUAUUAAUUUAAAUAAGUAUUAUUCAGAUCGAAAAAUUCACUCUAUUAUGUUAUUUACUUGCAUGUCGCAGGAGGGCGAUGUUCAGUGAGGGUGCAUAGUGGUAUAAUUCAGCUUAUAUAUAUAUGUAUAUGCUUCCAAGCUUGUUAAUUUUAUCACAGACAUAUAUGGUUUUAUACAUGUGGAGGGAGGGAAUUCAGUUUUAGCAUCACAACAUUCAAUUCUGUACACUCAGUAGCUUCAUAUAUGCACAAUAAUUCAAUGUUAUGAAGACAUUGGUACCAUUUGAAUAUGAUUUUGCAAAAACCAUACAUUAUUAGAAAUUUACAUUUACUGGCAUUUUGUUUGAAAUGUGAGGAGGAAGUAGUAGAUUGAAAUGGAUCAAAGUCGUCAUGGUGAUCAAUAUAGGACCUGAUUUUAUGACUCGUGUUGAAUCUUGUACUGCUUCUUGUCAUGCAUAUGAUCACUUGUAAUUUAAUUGCAGGAGUUAUUGACGAAUAAAUGUACCCUUAGUGAUGGUGUCAACAAUAUUGCAU
Messenger RNA from Saccoglossus kowalevskii, 2722 nucleotides. RefSeq lists its product as uncharacterized. Lineage: Eukaryota; Metazoa; Hemichordata; Enteropneusta; Harrimaniidae. Gene Ontology annotation, cellular component: cytoplasm. The record is from RefSeq and is a predicted model, not a curated record.